Molecule: messenger RNA, 2548 nt
Organism: Penicilliopsis zonata CBS 506.65
Lineage: Eukaryota; Fungi; Ascomycota; Eurotiomycetes; Eurotiales; Aspergillaceae
Exons: 3
Coding region: 241-2490 (749 amino acids)
Molecular function (GO): flavin adenine dinucleotide binding; long-chain-alcohol oxidase activity
Source: RefSeq, a predicted model, not a curated record
GAGACAGGGAUGGCUGGAGGUACAGAGUACAGAGUACAGAAGCUGGUGAGUCUGGUGAGUCUGAGUGUUGAUUCCUCAGGCAGGAAUUAAGUGCUCCUUCCGUGUAUGAAAGAACGACCAACUCGACGCUCACCGCCGUUUCUCCCUUCCUCCUUCAGAUUCAUCAUUGCUAUUCGAUAUCCAUCUCUUAUCCAUCAGUUCUAUCCUAUUCCCGUCUGUUAUUGAUUAAUUCUAUCCAUCAUGGAGUCCUAUACUCCCCUGGAACCUGUUCUUCCCCCGACUCCGCAGACCGAGAUCUUCAGCGAGAUCCAGUGGAAAACCAUUCUAUCCCUGGCAGAUACCGUCAUACCGGCCAUCCGUCCAGCAGAGGCGGCUUCCACCGCGAGCUCUGAUCUUGCCCAGAAGAGUCUGUUGCUGCCGUCGGAGCAAUAUGUGUCUGCCCAGGCUGCACUCCGCGCCAGAAUUCCCGCGACGGAGGCGGCAAGUCUUGCGGAACAGUACCUCUCAGAGAACCCUUCGUCCAUUCCAGGCUUCCGAGACGCAAUCCAGUGCCUCUUUGCGAACAAUGUGCAUCCGGAGGGUAGGAAGGGGAUCACCUUCAUCCUGACGGCGCUGAAUACCCGAGCGGGUUCACUUCUUCUGACUGGUUCUACGACCAUGAUUUAUGACCAGCCGCUCGACGUGCGCGAGCAGAUCUUGAGUGGCUGGCGCUCCUCCCGCAUCCCGGCGCUUCGGGCGGUCUACCGUGCUUUGACCAUCAUGUUCAAGAAGACCUGGAUCUCAUUGUCGCCGACGCUGUUUCCCGUUAUUGGCUGUCCACGCGUCCCUGUGCACGGGAAGCCGGCCCUCGGAUUUGAGUAUGAGUUCCUGCAGUUCCCGCCCGGCGAUGAACCGGAGACUAUCCAAGCGGACGUUGUCAUCAUUGGCAGUGGGUGUGGCGGCGGAGUCGCCGCCAAAAACCUCGCGGAGGCGGGCCUUCGCGUCGUUGUCGUUGAGAAAUCAUACCACUACCCAUCAAAGUACUUCCCCAUGGCGCCCAGCACCGGGUCGACGCAUCUGUUUGAAAACGGCGGAGCCGUCAUGUCGGACGACGGAGUAACGGCCGUCGUGGCCGGCUCGACCUGGGGUGGCGGCGGGACCAUCAACUGGUCUGCUGCGCUGCAGACCCAAGGAUACGUGCGACAGGAAUGGGCGGAUGAAGGCUUGCCCUUCUUUACCUCCCUUGAUUUUCAGAAUAGUUUGGACCGCGUCUGCGAACGCAUGGGGGUUCAGUCCGAACACACGGUCCACAAUUACGGCAACGAGCUCAUCCUCGACAGCUCCCGCAAAUUGGGCUACGCUGCAUACCCGGUUCCCCAAAACACGGGUAAUGGUGAACAUUACUGUGGAUACUGUACAUUGGGGUGUGCUGCUGCUGCCAAAAAGGGCCCGACCGAAUCCUUCCUUACCGAUGCCGCCAAGGCUGGCGCCGUCUUCAUCGAAGGCUUCCGUGCAGACAAAGUGCUGCUCUCACCGCAGAAAGUAGCCACUGGUGUCAGCGGAACAUGGACCUCUCGUGACUUACACCUGGGGAUCUCUGGCCAGAAUGCGGUCGAGCGUCAGGUCAUUAUCCAAGCCAAGAAAGUCAUUGUUUCCUGUGGAAGCCUGUCCAGUCCUCUUCUCUUGUUGCGCAGCGGCAUCAGGAAUUCUCUGAUUGGUCGGAACCUCCACCUCCAUCCCGUCGCGUUGGGAUGCGCAAUAUGGGAUCAAGAAGUUCGCCCCUGGGAAGGAUCAGCAUUGACCACCGUCGUCACGGAAUUUGAGAAUCAAGACGGCCACGGGCAUGGCGUCAAGAUCCAAGCUUGCACGAUGAUGCCGUCGAUUUUCCUACCUCUGUUGUCCUGGCGGGACGGACAGCAUUACAAACGAUUCUGUUCCGAUUUCGCCCACGCGACCAGCUUCCUCACUCUCACCCGGGACCACAAUUCUGGCCGGGUAUAUCCGGACCCCGUCGAUGGUCGGUGCCGGAUCGACUACACGCCCUCGGCGUUAGACCGUCGACAUAUCGUCGAGGGACUCAUUGCGUGUGCCAAGAUCGCGUACAUUGGCGGCGCCAAGGAGUUUCACACCACAUACGAAGACAUGCCUCCCUUCAUCCGCCCCGAUUCGUCUCCCAGUCCGGCCGAGGGAAGCGAUGGCGAAGGUGCGAACAAUGCUGCGUUGCAAGCAUGGAUUGCCACGCUGCGCAGCAAAUCACCGCUCAACCCGGAAUUCGGAUCUUUUGCCAGUGCGCACCAGAUGGGCACCUGUCGCAUGGGGAGCUCAGCGAGGAACAGCGUCGUGGGACCGGACUCCCAGGUCUGGGGUACCGAGGGGGUGUAUGUCAUGGAUGCCUCGGUGUUCCCCAGCGCCAGCGGCGUGAAUCCAAUGUUGACCAACAUGGCCAUCACCGACUGGGCGAGUCGCAACCUGGCCAAGGCGAUGACCUCGGCUGUGUCUUCACGAUUGUGACGUAUACCAUACUAGUUAGCUUAAGUAUACCAAUAAUGAAUAAAGGUUCUAUAUGACU